GGACAAUCCAAGUACCACAUCGGAAAUACAAGAGAAGGAACCCUUGUAUAUUAGUGUCCACCAAGCUCAUUAGUACGAGGCCUUUUGGGGAGGACACCCAAAAAGUAAAAUCGUGUUGGCUUGGCCCAAAGGGAACAUAUCAUACUAAUGAGCAGCCUGAUUAUGACAAGUGGUAGCAGAGCCUGAUUCGGCAUUUCAAAUACAUCAUUUCAACCUCUGGGGGUAGCCCCCUCAUUUACCACCAAUUAAACUAUCUCUCUAAUACGGCUUAAUUGCAAGUUUGGUCACUCGAAUUGUUUAAAAAUUUUACGUUUGCCACUCAAAUUGAUUUAUUCCAUUUAUAGUCACUCCAAUUAGUUGAACAGUCCAAGUUUGGUCACUCUCCGUUAACCUCCGUUAGACUCCGUUAGUGACGACCGUUAAGUGAUGACGUGGCUAACAGAAAGACACAGUCAACAUAUUUUAACAUUAAAAAACCACGACCCGACCCGCCAGCUCAGCCUUACCCGCCCUGUCAGCCAUUCUUGCCCAACCCGCGAACCAACCCAAUUAAUUGACCCUAAACCCAAACCUGAGACCCGCCGCCGUCGUUGUUGGUCUCCGCGAUGUCGGUGGUGGGUGUAGUCUCCCUGGGAAACGCCGGCUUGUCGGAGCUCCGAGGCAACUACAUGAAGUAUUCCAAGUUCGCCGCCCAACCAUCCGCUUCUACCUCGCCGUCACCGUCCUGGUCCUCCCUCCCCAGCAGAACCAGGAUGCUUGUGGCCUACACUCCUGCAUUCCUCGCCGCCUUGUCCUCCCUGCUCCUCCUCCACCAUGGCGGUGACGGAGCUUCCUCUUCUAGGCUCUUCCUGGUCGAAUCCGCCCUCGCCGUACAUUUCUUCAAAAGGGUUUUCGAGACACUGUUCGUACACAAGUACAGUGGCACCAUGGCCGCAGGCACAGCAAUUCCGAUAAGUGUAAGCUACUUCAGCGUUACAACGCUCACAAUCUACACCCAGAUUUUGACGCAGGAGGCCCUGCUCCCAGAGCCAGCCAUGGAUUUGAGGCUCUACGGGGUGGUUCUCUUUCUCAUCGGAAUUGUUGGCAAUUUCUGUCACCAUUUCUUACUCUCCAAGCUGAGAUCCUCCGGCGACGAUGGCAAGAAGAAAUAGUACAAGAUCCCCAAGGGUGGGAUGUUUGAGCUGGUGAUUUGCCAUCAUUAUCUGUUUGAGAUCCUGGGUUUCUACGGUAUCGCCCUCAUCUCUCAGACGCUCUAUUCCUUUUAUGGAAGCAGGUGUAUGAAAAUCAUGUACAACAGGUAUGAGCCUCUAUGGAAGCAGGUGUCAAUUCUCGGGAACUCAGUACUCACCUUGUUGGUCUCGCUAGAUCCAAUCAAUACAUUGGACAAAAUUCCGGCCAGGAACUCAGUACCACCGACAUCGCGGAGACCAACAACCACGGCGGGUCUCGGGUUUGGGUUUAGGGUCAAUUAAUUGGGUUGGUUCGCCAUUAUCAAAAAAAAUUGGGUUGGUUCGCUGGUUGGGCAAGAAUGGCUGACAGGGCGAGUAAGGCUGAGCUGGCGGGUCGGGUCGUCGUUUUUUAAUGUUAAAUAUGCUGACGGUGUCUUUCUGUUAGCCACGUCAUCACUUAACGGUCGUCACUAACGGAGUCUAACGGAGGACAACGGAGAGUGACCAAACUUGGACUGUUCAACUAAUUCGAGUGACUAUAAAUGGAAUAAAUCAAU
Molecule: messenger RNA, 1726 nt
Organism: Linum trigynum
Lineage: Eukaryota; Viridiplantae; Streptophyta; Magnoliopsida; Malpighiales; Linaceae
Source: the annotation of a GenBank genome assembly